Messenger RNA from Canis lupus familiaris (dog), 951 nucleotides. It is a transcript of the gene CSNK2B, whose product is annotated as casein kinase 2 beta. Gene Ontology annotation, cellular component: cytoplasm; protein kinase CK2 complex. The transcript is spliced from 7 exons. The coding region runs from base 165 to 812 and encodes 215 amino acids. Gene Ontology annotation, molecular function: protein kinase regulator activity. The record is from RefSeq and is a predicted model, not a curated record. Lineage: Eukaryota; Metazoa; Chordata; Mammalia; Carnivora; Canidae.
CCAAUUUCCACACACACCGCCCCCCGCCCCCCCCCCCUCGCUACUUCGCCUGCCGCGGUCGGGUCCGCGGCCUGCGCUGUAGCCGUCGCGGUUCUUUGGAAGCAGCAACUCCCCUCCCCCACCCCGGUCCCGGUCCCGGUCCCCGCCCAGCCGCUGACGUGAAGAUGAGCAGCUCAGAGGAGGUGUCUUGGAUAUCCUGGUUCUGUGGGCUCCGUGGCAAUGAAUUCUUUUGUGAAGUGGAUGAAGACUACAUCCAGGAUAAAUUCAAUCUCACUGGACUCAAUGAGCAGGUGCCUCACUAUCGACAAGCUCUAGACAUGAUCUUGGACCUGGAGCCUGAUGAAGAGCUGGAAGACAACCCCAACCAGAGCGACCUGAUUGAGCAGGCAGCCGAGAUGCUUUAUGGAUUGAUCCACGCCCGCUAUAUCCUCACCAACCGUGGCAUCGCCCAGAUGUUGGAAAAGUACCAGCAGGGAGACUUUGGCUACUGUCCCCGUGUGUACUGUGAGAACCAGCCAAUGCUUCCCAUCGGCCUUUCGGACAUCCCAGGUGAGGCCAUGGUGAAGCUCUACUGCCCCAAGUGCAUGGACGUGUACACACCCAAGUCAUCGAGGCACCAUCACACGGAUGGCGCCUACUUCGGCACCGGUUUCCCUCACAUGCUCUUCAUGGUGCACCCCGAGUACCGGCCCAAGCGGCCCGCGAACCAGUUUGUGCCCAGGCUCUACGGUUUCAAGAUCCAUCCAAUGGCCUACCAGCUGCAGCUCCAAGCCGCCAGCAACUUCAAGAGCCCAGUCAAGACGAUUCGCUGAUUCCCCACCCUACCUGUCCCUCAGUCUUUGACAUCUCCGAUCCUUUGCUGCCACCCUUUCAGGAACCCUCUAUGGUUUUUAGUUUAAAUUAAAGGAGUCAUUAUUGUGGUGGGAAUAUGAAAUAAAGUGGAAGAAAAGG